Messenger RNA from Mauremys mutica (yellowpond turtle), 6537 nucleotides. It is a transcript of the gene ASAP3, whose product is annotated as ArfGAP with SH3 domain, ankyrin repeat and PH domain 3. The record is from RefSeq and is a predicted model, not a curated record. Bases 319 to 3369 code for a protein of 1016 amino acids. Gene Ontology annotation, molecular function: protein binding; GTPase activator activity. Gene Ontology annotation, biological process: cell migration; positive regulation of GTPase activity. Gene Ontology annotation, cellular component: focal adhesion; cytoplasm. The transcript is spliced from 26 exons. Lineage: Eukaryota; Metazoa; Chordata; Testudines; Geoemydidae.
UUAACAGGCUCUUGGCCAAAAAUCCGAGCUUGCAGGCAUAUAUGCAUUGGCUGUGUAACAAUAUCCCCACGUGAUUGCAAUGAAAGCCUCUGCAGGGAGGGAGCAGGAGACAGAAACGUGUCAGAGAGCUCCUGGGCGUCUCUAGUCAAUUGCGCAGGGAGCGCGGCCGCUGCGAUGUGAAAUUGACCAAAGUGGUGCAAGACUCUCUCUCCGCCCGUCCCGUCCCCCCGGUUCUGCCCCUCAGCCCUUCUCCCCCCGUCCCCUUUGCCGUUGGAUGAGUUUCCAGUCACCGCCGGUCGCAGGGCAACAUCCCCCAACAUGCCCGAGCAGAUCAGCGUCUCGGAGUUCCUGGCGGUGACUUCGGAAGACCUGAACUCCCCGGCGGCUUCGACCUUCUCCUCCAAAAUGCAAAAGUGCCGGGGGGCCGUGGCGGUGCUGGAGGAGAGCCUGGACGGUGACCAAGCAAUUCUCCAGAGGAUAAGGAAAUAUGUGAAAGCCAUUCAUGUCUCCGGGCUCACACACGUCGAGAACGAGGAGCAGUACAGCGAAUCUCUGGAGAACUUCGGCAACAACCACCUGUCCCAGAACAACCACGAGCUUUCCACCGGCUUCCUGAACCUGGCCGUCUUCACCAGAGAAGUGACCGCGCUCUUCAAGAACCUGGUGCAGAAUCUGAACAACAUCGUUUCCUUCCCCCUGGAGAGCCUGCUGAAGGGGCAGCUGAAAGAUGGCCGGCUGGAUUACAAGAAGCAGAUUGAGAAGGCCUGGAAGGAUUAUGAGACCAAAGUAGCAAAGAUUGAAAAGGAGAAGGAGCGAGCCCGGAUAGCGGGAGUCAUCCAGGCGGAGCCGUCUCCGGGGGAAAUCGCCGAGGAGACGCAGAAGGAGCGCCGGAUAUUCCAGCUUCAGAUGUGCGAGUACCUGCUGAAAGCUAACGAGAGCCAGACGAAGCAAGGGCCGGACUUCCUGCAGAGCCUGAUAAAGUUUUUCCAUGCGCAACAUAAUUUCUUCCAAGAUGGCUGGAAGGCUGCUCAGAAUCUCUACCCUUUCAUCGAGAAACUCGCCGCAUCUUUACAUGCACUGCACCAGGCCCAGGAGGAGGAGGUGAAGGAGCUCACUCAGAUCCGUGACUCCCUCCGAGGCAUCCUGCAGCUGGAGAACAAAGAGGAAAACCUGCUCAGGAAGAACUCUGGCAGCGGCUACAGCAUCCACCAGCACCAAGGGAACAAGCAGUACGGGACGGAAAAGUCGGGCUUCCUGUGCAAGAAAAGCGACGGAAUCCGGAAAGUGUGGCAGAAGAGGAAGUGUGGCGUGAAGUAUGGCUGCCUCACCAUCUCGCACAGCACGAUCAACCGGCCUCCCGUGAAGCUGAACCUGCUGACCUGCCAAGUGAGACCUCACCCAGAGGAAAAGAAGUGCUUCGACCUUGUGACACAUAACAGGACAUACCACUUCCAGGCUGAGGAUGAACAGGAGUGUGUUGUCUGGGUGUCCGUGCUCCAGAACAGCAAGGAUGAAGCUCUCAGCAACGCCUUCAAGGGUGACCCGAGCGGCUGUGCGGCCUCCGCCGGGGGGGUAACGGACGCUGGCCUGCAGGAGCUCACCAAGCUGGUCCUCGGCGAGGUGAAGGCCAUGCCAGGCAACAGGCAGUGCUGUGACUGCGGGGCCCCAGAUCCCACGUGGCUCUCCACCAACCUGGGCAUCCUGACGUGUAUUGAGUGCUCAGGCAUUCACCGGGAGCUGGGGGUGCACUACUCCCGCAUACAGUCCCUGACCCUGGACGUUCUCAGCACCUCUGAACUGCUGCUGGCGGUCAGCAUUGGAAAUGCCCGGUUUAACGAAAUCAUGGAGGCCACGCUGCCGGCGCAGGGGAAUCUGAAGCCUUCGUCAAGCAGCGAUAUGAGCGCCAGGAAAGAAUAUAUCGUGGCCAAAUACAUGGAGCGCAAGUAUGUCCAGAAAGCCGGCAGGGAUGAGCCGCACCGGCUCUGGGAAGCCAUUCGCAACCGGGAUCUCUUUGCCUUGUUACAAGCCUUUGCGGAGGGGCACGAUUUAGCAAAACCCCUGGCUAGCCCUGACAGCCAGGACCAGGGUGAGUUGGCUCUGCACCUGGCUGUGCGUUAUGCAGACAAGUCCUCCCUCCCGCUGGUGGACUUCAUCAUUCAGAAUGGGGGGAACGUGGACAAGGCAACUCCGGACGGGAACACGGCUCUGCACUACAGUGCUCAGUACAACCAGCCCAACUGCCUCAAGCUGCUGCUGAAAGGGAAAGCAGCCAUGAACACAGUGAAUGCAGCAAGCGAGACGGCCCUGGACGUAGCAAGGAGGCACAAACACCUCGAGUGCGAAGAGCUGCUUGAGCAGGCACAGGCCGGGAAGCUAAACCUGCAGGUGCACUUGGAGUACAACUGGGAGGCCACUCAGGAAUAUGCCUACGACAGCGAGGACGAGCUGGAGGAGAAGCUGAGCCCGCUGCAGCGAUCCUUCAAGUCCACGUCAUCCCCAACCACGGGCCAGCCCGGCCUCUUCCCCCAGAACCGGUGGAGCUGCACCGGCAUGGACAUCAGCAACAAGACCUACGAGACCAUCCUGGUCCCCUCGCGGCCCAUUCAGCGGCGGUCACACAGCGAGGAGAUCCCCCCACCGCUGCCCAUCAAAAACCCGACCAGGGGCGGCUCCAGAACCAAGCCGGGGCAGAGCCCAGCAGAUCGCCCAGAGCUCCCGCGUCAGGCCUCCGAGCCCCAGUCUUCUGCAUCGUCAGAGGCAGCUGCCUGCCGACACCUGUCCACAUCCAGCGCUCCCGGCACCUUGGACGGCUGUGCUUCCCGGCCACCGUCCACCUCCCGAAGCCCCCCGGAAGCCAGACGCACGGUCUACUGGGAAACCCGCUCAGAGACAGAGAGUGGCAGCCAGUGGAGGACGUCGGAGACCAGUCAGACGACAGCCCAGCAGCCUGCCGCUGGGACGUCGCCGGAACAGGGGCAAAUAACCCCAGUCAAGUUCAGCUCAGAAAGCACCCGGUCUUACCGGCGGAUCAGCGGCGGCUCGGUGGGGAAAUCCUCCGGCUUGGCCAUCUCCCCGCAAAAUUCUGGCUGCCCCGAGGACCUGCCUUCCAGCAAGGCUCCGAGUCCAGUGCAGAACGCCCCCCCUGUACCCAUGCCCAGGAGGUUUGCUCCGGCCAAGGUGAGGCAGAAGAGGGUGAUGGCUCUGGUGGACUGCAAGGGGGAGAGGGCCCGGGAGCUGACCUUCUCCAAGGGCGAGGUGAUCGUGGUGACCCGGGAGGAGGAUGAGCAGAGCUGGGUCGGCUUCAUUGAAGGAGAUGGCUCCAGGACGGGCGUCUUCCCUGCCAGCUCCGUCCACCUCUUGCAAGAGUGAUUGGCUGGUUCUUCCUUUCCCCUCGGAGCCGGCGUGAGCUCUCGGCGAGCGUGUGGGGGGCAGGGCUGCGCGCUCACUGCCCCCCCCCCACCAAGGUGGCAGGACUUUGUGCGCCAGCAACUCCACAAGGGCAUCGCAGGAGCAGAGGCCUGUUUCUUGCUUCCUUUCCCACCCUCCAGUCUGAACCUUGAGGGUAAUGGACGCUAGGGCACGUACUGUGUUGAGGGUUUGGAGCAGGGGCUCGGGUGGAAUCAACAUCCUCCUCUCCCAUCCUCCCACCGUGUGCUGGCCCAUUUAGCCUCUUUACCCAAACUAGUUCCUUUUCCUGGCUGGAGAGGCGGCCAAGCAUCCCACCCACCCGGACCAGUGUCUGUCUCUACACCCCCCUGUCAGGCCAGCUCAGCCCAGUCUUGCAGCUCGCCGGAUGAGCCGGACAACGGGAUCCGUCACGGUCUUCGCUGCCUCAGUCAGGGGGAAGCUGAUCAACGGGGAAGGCUUCAGGAUCUGGUGGACCUUGCAACCUCCUCCUGCAGAGAUGGGGACGGGGAGGGGCAGAGGAGCCGAGAGGGACCACGGCUCGCUCGGAAACGGCCAGAGAACGGACAGCCGUGCGCCUGCUCUCCGCUCCGCACGCCUCAGCUUCAGCCAUUUUGUCUGCUCCGGGAGUUCCAGCACUCCAAUGCUGGGCAAGGGGCGGGUCGAGGCGCCACUGGGCUCAAAUGUCUGUAUCGAAGGAAAGAAAGGGGGAGGCAGAUCCUCCCCCCCCCAACUUUUUGUGGUGUCCUUCCCACCCCCGUGAGUCAGGCCAGGGGAAGGCCGCCAGCCCCUCGUGGGUGACUAGGAACAGUCUCCACGCGGCCAUGCAGGGCGCGCUGCUCUCCCUGUUAUUUCCUAGGGAUACAGCACGUGGUGGCGCAUGGAACGGCAGGACACGGCCCAUCAAGUCCUGAUGUCCUGCCAACGCCGGGCAUCUCUCCUGGCCUCCGCCUCCCCCCACAGUGCCCCCAGCCAAUGAGCAAUGCUGCGCAAGGGGGAAAGGGGGGGUUACCUUACACCUCGGAGACGUACAGGAGCCUUUCUCUGCCUAGUCCUGGCAUAACUGGCCCCGGCCGAUAAGGGGAGGAUAAAACGCAAGUCUCCUAGCGCUGCAUGUGUUAUCCUAGAAAUCCAGACUGUUCCCUCCCGCACCAGGGGGGUGCACUAGUACAGGGGGGUUCACUACAGUGGAUCCUCCAGUGGUGUUUCCAUUGAUUCAAGUGCUGCUCUGUCCCUUGGGCUGCUCUUUGAUGUCAGCGAGUUGUCUCCAGACACCGCCUGAAUUCCCCCUUUUGUGCCACUUCAACCCAUUCUCCCCUGCCUCCUCGUUCGGAAACGACCCCUCUCCGCCCCUAGUGUUGGCACAGGGCUGGUUGAAUACCCCCGGUGUGCCUCAGUGUGUUCACUGUCCCUGCCCUUUUAAUAACAUCUAACGCUUUUCAUCAGUCAGCCUCAAAGCACUGUACAGAGGAGGUGAGUUUUACAGAUGGGGAAACUGAGGCACACAGCGGGGUAGUGAUUUACCCAAGGUCACCCAGCAGUGAAUUCUGUUCAUGUGUCUCCCAGACUGCUCCGAACCCUCAGGUUCCUCUUAUUUAAAAGUAAUUGAGACAGUUGCUUUUUGGCCUGUCAUUCUGAAUCUCUGUUUUUCCCCAUCUGCAUAAUUUGCAGGUACCAUUUUACGGCCACCCUAGCUCAGCACACAACUAGCAUGAUACCUCCCCAUAAUACUAUUGACUUCAAUAGGGCUGCUGCUUGCAUGCCUGAAGUGAUUUUUUUAAUAGCGUUUAAGCCUGGAAAGGAAUCAUAGACUAUCAGGGUUGGCAGGGACCUCAGGAGGUAUCUAGUCCAACCCCCUGCUCAAAGCCCAAUCCCCAACGAAAUCAUCCCAGCCCUCGAUGGCCCUCUUUUUUAAAAAGGGGUUAGAAACGGUUCCCUUUUGCAAAUCAAGUGAAGGGGCUCGGUAGUGCAGAGGGCUCAUUCUGGGUCAGACCUGACCCACAGAUCAAUUUACACCAAGGGUUAAAUCCCUGCAGCCCAAAGGUUUACACACACACCCCUAAAACCCCCUGUGACUUGACUGUCACCUCCCUUCAGUUUUUGUCUGUUUCCCGCUUUCAGAGAUCCUGUGCAUUUUGUCACCCUCCUGCUUCACAGAGACCCUCCUCCUCUUGGGAGGCUGCUCUGUUCCUUUGGCCCCGAUCCGGCUUUCCCUCCCCUUUCCCUUACAGGAAAAUACUUGAAGGAAAUAAAAGGAGCCAGAUGGAUGCCUCGUCCCUGACCCUAAUAGGAGUCCUCCAGUCCCCGGAUCUCUCCUUGGUCCCCUCGCCUUUGUCUAUAGCAGGGUAGGAAGAGGCAAUCUCUAGGCAGGAAUCCUGCAGCAGGAGAUCGUGGUGGUCUGAUGGGCACGGAGAAGAAAAAGGUAGUUUGUCAAGUGGCUUUCCCCACCUUCUUCCUAACCCUGAAACUGUGAAAUAUUUUUUUUUAUAAAUAGGAAAGAGGUCUCUAUUGGCCCGCCUGUGUAGUGCCGGGCUCGAAGUGGAGGUAGGCCAGCUAGAUUCGAGUCCAGAUUUCAAUCCCCCAUAACGCCGGGCAGACUUCACAUCUGGUUUGGCCUGACCUAGAGAGAGGCCAUUGAGUGCAAUGACUAGAAAGAAGGCUCUUGAUUGAGGUGGCUGGACAAGAGACGCCCCCGCUGUGGUUCUCCCGGGGUGCCUAAUCAGUUAGGUGCCGGUUCAGAUCUGAUGAGGACCCCACUGCCAAAAGUUAUGGCGGGGAAGGGAGACGAGUGUAAUUUUGGGGCUCAGGCGUAGGCCGUUUGAAUGUACGGAUUUUUGGUUUGUUUUUUUUGCCUCUGGCUCCUUUCCUGUGGGUCUAAUGGUUAUGCAGAGACUCAUUCUAGCCUCUGUCAGGAAAACGUUUUAAAGGGGGUGGGGUGCUUGUUUGGCUUCUGCAAUGGUUUACUGGGACCAAUGCUUCUGACCCGUAUGAGCUUCCUUCGUGAUUUGUUGUCCCCUGUGAUCAGGUUGCGUUUUAUAAUUGUCAAUGGGUUUUAAGUGGAAUAUUUAAUCUCAAGAUGGUCUCUGUUUUUUUUAUUCCCCCCCCCACCCUUCCAAUUUCUAAUAAAAUUGA